Messenger RNA from Coregonus sp. 'balchen', 28431 nucleotides. The record is from the annotation of a GenBank genome assembly. NCBI's taxonomy places the organism in Eukaryota, Metazoa, Chordata, Actinopteri, Salmoniformes, Salmonidae.
AUGGCGCUGGGCCACCACGGUGAAUGUGGAGGUCUUGAACAAAAUCAGCAGAAACAGUCACUACUUCCCUUGCGCUGUGGCUACAUGUGGUAUUAUCUAUCUUUUUUUAUUUUUAUUUUUUUGUCAUUUAGCAGACUCUCUUAUCCAUACAGCUCACUUACAGUAGUACAAUUACGGGUAGUGCUUGCUCAAGGACACAUCGACAGAUUUUUCACACCUAGUCGGCUCGGGGAUUAGAACCAUCAACCUUUCGUUACGGCACUAAUGCUCCUUACCCACUAAGCUACCUGGAAGCGCACGGUGGUUUAUUACAACGGGUAUUUGCAAUUAUUUCCCAGAGAUAAAUGUGCUAGCAACCUUCUCCAUAAGCUUGCAGGAUUGACUUAGACCACCCAUGUCGGCUGCAGAUUGUUUCCUCUGUCUCUGCAGGCAUUUGAUGUAUUUUUCACUGCGCUAGCUAGCUAGAUGAUGGACAGCUCUGGUCCCGGGUGCUUGUGCGCAUUCCUCUACUCACUCCAAGGCAACUCGUCGUCGUCGUGCGAUGGGACCAGAGCUAGCCUAUGGUAAACACUGACCAAGCACUAUCAACUAGCUGUCUACUGAAUAACCACAGUAGCUAUCGCUUUCCACAAUGCAAGCCAGUGGAGGAUCCUCAGAAGACGAAGAAGAAGAAGAAGGGGAGGACCAUCCUGCCCAGUGAAUUUCAUAAAAAUAAAAAUGGUGAAACAAAAGAAGCUAUUGUAGUGUAGGUUAUUCGUAGGUGUUAUCAUCAAUCAAGGAGUCUGCUUAGGCUGGAUCGGGUUCAAAGGCCUUUAUUCAAACCACGAGGUUCCAGCGUAAGUACGGACACAAUAUCCGGAGAACCAGACCCCAAAUAAAUCUUGCUGUAUUCUAACUCUUCGUCACCGCUCCCCCCUUUAUAUAGCCUUCCAAGAGUUGAAUAGCUCCCUCUACUGUUCAAUCCCCGUAUCUUACCACCCACUUCCUGUCUGUCAUAGGUGACGUCACGCUAAAACCUUCCCUCUGGAUAGCAAUAAUCAACCUUCCAUUUCUUCAUGAAAAACCUUUAACAAAGACAUAAUUUUAAUAUACUACACUAUCCUUUUUAGAUAAAACUAUACUAAAUAUAUUCACGUCACCAAAUAAUUGAUUAAAACAAACUGUUUUGCAAUGAAGGUCUACAGUAGCCUCAGCAGCACUCUAAGGUAGCACCAUGGUGUAGCCAGAGGACAGCUAGUUUCCGUCCUCCUGAGGGUACAUUGACUUCAAUACAAAACCUAGGAGGCUCAUGGUUCUCACCCCUUCCAUGGACUUCCGGAGGAUGUCAUCCAACCUAUCAGAGCUCUUUCAGCAUGAACUGACAUGUUGUCCAAUCAAAGGAUCAGAGAAUGACUCUAGUACUACAUAGUCUGUUGUAGUAGACUAUCAGUCUGGUCUAGUAGACUAUCAGUCUGGUCUGGUGGACUAUCAGUCUGGUCUAGUAGACUAUCAGUCUGGUCUGGUGGACUAUCAGUCUGGUCUAGUAGACUAUCAGUCUGGUCUGGUGGACUAUCAGUCUGGUCUAGUAGACUAUCAGUCUGGUCUGGUAGACUAUCAGUCUGGUCUAGUAGACUAUCAGUCUGGUCUAGUAGACUAUCAGUCUGGUCUAGUAAACUAUCAGUCUGGUCUAGUAGACUUUCAGUCUGGUCUGGUGGACUAUCAGUCUGGUCUAGUAGACUAUCAGUCUGGUCUAGUAGACUAUCAGUCUGGUAUAGUAGACUAUCAGUCUGGUCUGGUAGACUAUCAGUCUGGUGUAGUAGACUAUCAGUCUGGUAUAGUAGACUAUCAGUCUGGUCUGGUGGACUAUCAGUCUGGUGUAGUAGACUAUCAGUCUGGUCUAGUAGACUAUCAGUCUGGUCUGGUGGACUAUCAGUCUGGUCUAGUAGACUAUCAGUCUGGUCUAGUAGACUAUCAGUCUGGUAUAGUAGACUAUCAGUCUGGUCUGGUGGACUAUCAGUCUGGUCUAGUAGACUAUCAGUCUGGUCUAGUAGACUAUCAGUCUGGUCUGGUGGACUAUCAGUCUGGUGUAGUAGACUAUCAGUCUGGUCUAGUAGACUAUCAGUCUGGUCUGGUGGACUGUCAGUCUGGUCUAGUAGACUAUCAGUCUGGUCUGGUGGACUAUCAGUCUGGUAUAGUAGACUAUCAGUCUGGUCUGGUGGACUAUCAGUCUGGUCUAGUAGACUAUCAGUCUGGUCUAGUAGACUAUCAGUCUGGUCUGGUGGACUAUCAGUCUGGUCUAGUAGACUAUCUGGUCUAGUAGGCUAUCAGUCUGGUAUAGUAGACUAUCAGUCUGGUAUAGUAGACUAUCAGUCUGGUCUAGUAGACUAUCAGUCUGGUCUAGUAGACUAUCAGUCUGGUCUAGUAGACUAUCAGUCUGGUCUGGUGGACUAUCAAUCUGGUCUAGUAGACUAUCAGUCUGGUCUAGUAGACUAUCAGUCUGGUCUGGUGGACUAUCAGUCUAGUCUAGUAGACUAUCAGUCUGGUCUAGUAGACUAUCAGUCUGGUCUAGUAGACUAUCAGUCUGGUCUGGUGGACUAUCAGUCUGGUCUAGUAAACUAUCAGUCUGGUCUAGUAGACUUUCAGUCUGGUCUGGUGGACUAUCAGUCUGGUCUAGUAGACUAUCAGUCUGGUCUAGUAGACUAUCAGUCUGGUCUAGUAAACUAUCAGUCUGGUCUAGUAGACUUUCAGUCUGGUCUGGUGGACUAUCAGUCUGGUCUAGUAGACUAUCAGUCUGGUCUAGUAGACUAUCAGUCUGGUAUAGUAGACUAUCAGUCUGGUCUAGUAGACUAUCAGUCUGGUCUAGUAGACUAUCAGUCUGGUCUGGUAGACUAUCAGUCUGGUCUAGUAAACUAUCAGUCUGGUCUAGUAGACUUUCAGUCUGGUCUGGUGGACUAUCAGUCUGGUCUAGUAGACUAUCAGUCUGGUCUAGUAGACUAUCAGUCUGGUAUAGUAGACUAUCAGUCUGGUCUAGUAGACUAUCAGUCUGGUCUAGUAGACUACCAGUCUGGUCUAGUAGACUAUCAGUCUGGUAUAGUAGACUAUCAGUCUGGUCUGGUGGACUAUCAAUCUGGUCUAGUAGACUAUCAGUCUGGUCUAGUAGACUAUCAGUCUGGUCUGGUGGACUAUCAGUCUAGUGUAGUAGACUAUCAUUCUGGUCUGGUGGACUAUCUGUCUGGUGUAGUAGACUAUCAGUCUGGUCUGGUAGACUAUCAGUCUGGUCUAGUAAACUAUCAGUCUGGUCUAGUAGACUAUCAGUCUGGUCUGGUGGACUAUCAGUCUGGUCUAGUAGACUAUCUGGUCUAGUAGGCUAUCAGUCUGGUAUAGUAGACUAUCAGUCUGGUAUAGUAGACUAUCAGUCUGGUCUAGUAGACUAUCAGUCUGGUCUAGUAGACUAUCAGUCUGGUAUAGUAGACUAUCAGUCUGGUCUGGUGGACUAUCAAUCUGGUCUAGUAGACUAUCAGUCUGGUCUAGUAGACUAUCAGUCUGGUCUGGUGGACUAUCAGUCUAGUCUAGUAGACUAUCAGUCUGGUCUGGUGGACUAUCAGUCUGGGGUAGUAGACUAUCAGUCUGGUCUGGUAGACUAUCAGUCUGGUCUAGUAAACUAUCAGUCUGGUCUAGUAGACUUUCAGUCUGGUCUGGUGGACUAUCAGUCUGGUCUAGUAGACUAUCAGUCUAGUGUAGUAGACUAUCAGUCUGGUCUGGUAGACUAUCAGUCUGGUCUAGUAGACUAUCAGUCUGGUCUGGUGGACUAUCAGUCUGGUGUAGUAGGUCACUGACGACAAGAGAACCGGUGGUAAUCCAAAUGACCACUACAGCUGUGACAAUAUGGCUGACGUAGUUGGAAGAGAACAGACUCAGGGAACAGUUGCCUCAGAAUGAACUUUUCAAUUUGUCUGUCACUGGUUUUCAAUCUGUUAAUUAAAGGGGCAAUCUGUGAUUGCUACAUCAAUUUUUUGACUUAUACAUUUGUGAUAUACAGUCAGGUCCCAAAUUAUUGGCACCCUUGAUAAAGAUAUGCAAAAAGACUGUAUAAAAUAACUAAUACAAAUUAGUAACUAUAUUGUAUGCUCAAAUUAUAUAAUUUUAUACUAUUACAAUUGGUCAGAGAAAUAGAUUUUGUUUAACAAGUAAUACAAAUGAUUGGCAGCCUUGUUUUUAAUACUCCAGGUCCCUCCCCUUACGAGGAUAACGGCACUGAGCCUUUUUCUAAAAUGAUUUUUGAGAUUGGAGAACACGGUCCGAGUGGCGCAGCGGUCUAAGGCACUGCAUCUCAGUGCUUGAGGCGUCACUACAGACCCCCCUGGUUCGAUUCCAGGCUGUAUCACAAUCGGCCGUGAUUGGGAGUCCCAUAGGGCGGCGCACAAUUGGCCCAGCAUCUUCCGUGUUUUGCCGGUGUAGGCCGUCAUUGUAAAUAGAGAAUUUGUUCUUAACUGACUUGCCUAGUUAAAUAAAGGUAAAAUAAAAUAGAUCUCUCCAUACAGAAUCUUUCCAGAUCCUUGAUAUCCUUUGUCUACGCUUCUGGACUGCCCUCUUCAAUUCAAACCACAGGUUUUCAAUGGGAUUCAAGUCCAGAGACUGAGAUGGGAUUUUACAUAAAAAAUCAACCACCAUAUUUGACAGUAGGUAUGAGGUUAUUUUCUGCAUGUGCAUCCGUUUUUCGACAACAAACCCACCACUGGUAUGUAUGGCCAAAGAGCUCUACUUUCACGUCAUCUGACCAUAGCAUGGGAAAUAUAUAACUGUAGUUAUACUCUAGCAGUGCACAGCAGGCCUCUAAACCAUUUGUAAUUGUCUUAGGUUGUUUGUCUUACUAAAGCAGUAGGACCAUUAGUCAUAUUGGUAUUAGAAAUAGUGAUGUUUAAGUUCCACAGUAGAAGAACACAAUAAAAUACAUCAGAAUGACCAUGACAGUCUGAGUAGUAGUUAAUGAUGCUCCUUUCUUAUGGCUCCAUUGUUACUGUUGGUUGAGGACCUUCCACUUCUCUCCAUUGUUACUGUUGGUUGAGGACCUUCCACUUCUCUCCAUUGUUACUGCUGGUUGAGGACCUUCCACUUCUCUCAAUUGUUACUGUUGGUUGAGGACCUUCCACUUCUCUCCAUUGUUACUGCUGGUUGAGGACCUUCCACUUCUCUCCAUUGUUACUGUUGGUUGAGGACCUUCCACUUCACUCCAUUGUUACUGUUGGUUGAGGACCUUCCACUUCUCUCCAUUGUUACUGUUGGUUGAGGACCUUCCACUUCUCUCCAUUGUUACUGCUGGUUGAGGACCUUCCACUUCUCUCCAUUGUUACUGUUGGUUGAGGACCUUCCACUUCUCUCCAUUGUUACGGUUGGUUGAGGACCUUCCACUUCUCUCCAUUGUUACUGUUGGUUGAGGACCUUCCACUUCUCUCCAUUGUUACUGUUGGUUGAGGACCUUCCACUUCUCUCCAUUGUUACAGUAAACUCAAUGUGGGUGGUGCCUUCAGGCCUCUAUUGUGUGUGUGUGUGUGUGUGUGUGUGUGUGUGUGUGUGUGUGUGUGUGUUCGUGUGUGUCGUAUUUCCUAACUCAGAGCGUCAUGUAUUCAACUCAGUUGUGAAUGUAUGUAAUCAGACCAAUGACCAUCAAGGUUAACCAGUAUGUUUGAUUAAAGGAGCAAUCUGUAAUUCAAACAACUACAUACUGACUCGAACUUGAACAAAGUCACUAAAACUGUUAACAAAUAGCCCCAGUGGGAAAAAAACAAACAUGUCAAGUGGUGUAGCCUAGGAAACUGUGUGAUCAUAAUCAAAACAUGAAAAGCACUGUUAUCUUAAAUAUAUUAUUAUCCUUUCUCAAACCCUUUAAUCAGUGAUUUGGAAAUAAUGACUCUUUAUUCUAAUAGUCACAUGUCUUCCACUCCCCUUCUACCUUUGUAUAUUGAAAGCCCACAGCUUCACUCUGACAUCCGUCCUCUGUGAAUGAUACGUUAAUACAACCUGAUGUAAGUUAUGCAAGGCUAUUGUCGUAGAGCGCCGACAGAGAUAGAAAUUAGUGGAUUAAAUUAUGUCUUAAUAAUGUUGAGGUUUAAACUAAAUCUAAACUUAAACUCUAGUCUGUACCAAAUAGCAUGUGAAAGAAAGUAACCCAUUAACACUUAUCUUGUAAGGUUUCUCGCACGCUUGAUCUGAAGAUUUAUGUGCAGAAUGAUGACAGCAAAGCGGUUGUUUCUUCUCUUGGUGAUAAUAUCAGGUAGGGAAGAAUGGUAUUUUACAUAGAUGAUAAGAUUGUCUGAGAUGAAUAGGGAGACUUGUAGGGAAGUAUGUGGGAUCGAGGAGAUGGUGAAAGGUACAGGCAGUCAAAACUACUUUUUAACAGAUAUAGAUUGGGUAAUAAGGAAAAUCUUGUUCUUGUUUGUUGGCAAUCAAUGAAUUUGACAUACUGUAUUUAAGGUGAAUUGUAAUGUAUACGUUUUCAACCUAAUAUAUUAACUCACUGUUUUUUUGUUCAGGAUUGGUUGUAACAAGCUGUGGUGUGUGUGAUGUGGGAGAGGACUGUAUCGGUGUUGGUGGAACAUCUUGCUGUGCAGACCCCUGCCAGCACUACACCGUACUGAAUGACGACUGGCGUGCCACCAACAACAAUGCUAACGUUAAUGGCGAGCACUGCGACCGGAGCAUCAACUGGCAGGGCUGGUAUCGCCUUUUCCUGGGGAACACCAGUGUUCAGAUGCCAGAGAGGUGUGUGGAGAGGUACAUGUGUGGGACUGCCUUCCCCAUGUGGCUCACAGAUCCCCAUCCCCAGCUGUCAGACGGAGUGGUUCAGAGGGGGGUCUGUGGGAGCUGGUAUGGUGACUGCUGCAGCUUUAGACAAAAUCCCAUCCAUGUCAAAGCCUGCUAUGGAAACUACUAUGUCUACAAAUUUGUCCCUACAACACUCUGCAACUUGGCCUACUGUGCAGGUAUGACAUCAUAAUGUCCUUGUGAUUGUUUCUUAAAGACAUCAAUAAUGUUCCAAUGUGUCCAAUUCACUCUCUGAACCCAGAACCAAGUCUCACCUGUCCCGCAUUUAUGUCAUGAGAGACUUUAGACACCACACAACGGGUGUGUAAAAACAACGUGUGCAAACAAACUCACCCAAAAUAUAUUUUUUGGCAAAUACAUUGUAUAUCAGUCGUAUAACCUGAGUGUGCACCAUGAUCCAAAUCCAUGAACCCCCCUUCCCCUCUGCUGUUCCAGACGUCAACACCAAGGUGUGUUCUACCUGUAGAAACGAUGAGACCUGUAUGAGUGACAACAAGAUCAACUGGAGGUGCAAGAGGAAAGGUGAGUGUUAAGAAAAACACAUCUUACUCCUCAGUGUAUAUACAGUAUGUUGUGUCAGGACCAUGGUGGAAGGCAAAGGUGUACAAUGUCUUGUAGUUGAGUUUCUUAAUGUCUGUGUUCUUGACAGUAUGGAGUACUCAUGCUCUCUCCACUCUCUCUCUCAGUCACCCUCCUCUCAUUUUACUCUCUCAAAGAGCAAUCUUCUACAACUAUCUCUAAACCCACAACUACAUCUACAACUGUACCUGAAACCACCACCACCACCACAACUCCAGUAACCAAAACCACCACAACAACUCCUGUACCUGGAACCCCCACCACAACUCCAGUACCUGGAACCCCUACCACAACUCCAGUACAUGAAAACACCAGCACAACUCCAGUACCUGAAACCAGCACCACAACUCCAGUACCUGGAUCCCCCACCAGAACUCCAGUACCUGAAAUAACCACCACAACUCCAGUACUUGAAACCCCAAAUCUAGUACCUGGAACUCCCACCACAACUCCAGUACCUGAAACCACCACAACAACUCCUGUACCUGGAACCCCCACCACAACUCCUGUACCUGGAACCCCCACCACAACUCCAGUACCUGGAACCCCCACCACAACUCCAGUACCUGAAACCACCAGUACAACUCCAGUACCUGAAACCACCAGUACAACUCCAGUACCUGAAACCAGCACUACAUCUCCAGUACCUGAAAUCACCACCACAACUCCAGUACUUGAAACCCCAUAUCUAGUACCUGGAACUCCCACCACAACUCCAGUACCUGAAACCACCACCACAACUCCAGUACCUGGAACCCCCACCACAACCCCAGUACCUGGAAACCCCACCACAACUCCAGUACCCGAAACCACCACCACAACUCCAGUACCUGGAACCCCCACCACAACUCCAGUACCUGAAACCCCAUAUCUAGUACCUGGAACUCCCACCACAACUCCUGUACCUGGAACCCCCACCACAACUCCAGUACCUGGAACCCCUACCACAACUCCAGUACCUGAAAUAACCACCACAACUCCAGUACUUGAAACCCCAAAUCUAGUACCUGGAACUCCCACCACAACUCCAGUACCUGAAACCACCACAACAACUCCUGUACCUGGAACCCCCACCACAACUCCUGUACCUGGAACCCCCACCACAACUCCAGUACCUGGAACCCCCACCACAACUCCAGUACCUGAAACCACCAGUACAACUCCAGUACCUGAAACCAGCACUACAUCUCCAGUACCUGAAAUCACCACCACAACUCCAGUACUUGAAACCCCAUAUCUAGUACCUGGAACUCCCACCACAACUCCAGUACCUGAAACCACCACCACAACUCCAGUACCUGGAACCCCCACCACAACCCCAGUACCUGGAAACCCCACCACAACUGCAGUACCUGAAACCACCACCACAACUCCAGUACCCAAAACCACCACCACAACUCCAGUACCUGGAACCCCCACCACAACCCCAGUACCUGAAACCCCAUAUCUAGUACCUGGAACUCCCACCACAACUCCAGUACCCGAAACCACCACCACAACUCCAGUACCUGAAAUCACCACCACAACUCCAGCACUUGAAACCCCAUAUCUAGUACCUGGAACUCCCACCACAACUCCAGUACCUGAAACCACCACCACAACUUCAGUACCUGGAACCCCCACCACAACUCCAGUACCUGAAACAACCACCACAACUCCAGUACUUGAAAACCCAAAUCUAGUACCUGGAACUCCCACCACAACUCCAGUACCUGAAACCACCACCACAACUCCAGUACCUGAAACCACCACCACAACUCCAGUACCUGGAACCCCCACCACAACUCCAGGACCUGAAACCCCAAAUCUAGUACCUGGAACCCCCACCACAACUCCAGUACCUGAAACCCCAAAUCUAGUACCUGGAAACCCCACCACAACUCCAGUACCUGAAACCACCACCACAACUCCAGUACCUGAAUACCCCACCACAACUCCUGUACCUAGAACCACCACCAUAACUCCAGUACUUGGAACCCCCACCACAACUCCAGUACACGAAACCACCACCACAACUCCAGGAACUGAAACCCCAAAUCUAGUACCUGGAACCCCCACCACAAAUCCAGUAACUGAAACCACCACCACAACUAGAGUACCUGAAAACCCCACCACAACUUCAGUACCUGAAACCCCAUAUCUAGGACCUGGAAACCCCACCCCAACUCCACUACCUGAAACUACCACCACAACUCCAGUACCUGAAACCACCACCACAACUCCAGUACCUAGAUCCCCCACCACAUCUUCAGUACCUGAAACCACCACCACAAAUCCAGUACCUGGAACCACCUCCAUAACUCCAGUACCUGAAACCACCAUCACAAAUCCAGUACCUGAACCCCCAAAUCUAAUACCUGGAACCCCCACCACAACUCCAGUACCUGGAACCCCCACCACUACUCCAGUACCUGAAACCACAACCAGAACUCCAGUGCCUGAAUCCCCCACCACAACUCCAGUGCCUGGAUCCCCCACCACAACUCCAGUACCCGAAACUACCACCACAACUCCAGUACCCGAAACCACCACCACAACUCCUGUACCCGGAACCCCCACCACAACUCCAGUACCUGGAACCCCUACCACAACUCCAUUACCUGGAACCCCCACCACAAUUCCAGUACCUGAAACCACCAUCACAACUCUAGUACCUGGAACCCCUACCACAACUCCAUUACCUGGAACCCCCACCACAAUUCCAGUACCUGAAACCCCCACCACUAUUCCAGUACCUGAAACCACCACCAGAACUCCAUUGCCUGGAACCCCCACCACAACUCCAGUGCCUGGAUCCCCCACAACAACUCCAGUACCCGAAACCACCACCACAACUCUAGUACCCGAAACCACCACCACAACUCCUGUAUCCGAAACCACCACCACAACUCCUGUACCCGGAACCCCCACCACAACUCCAGUACCUGGAACCCCCACCACAACUCCAGUACCUGGAACCCCUACCACAACUCCAUUACCUGGAACCCCCACCACAAUUCCAGUACCUGAAACCCCAAAUCUAGUACCUGAAACCACCACCACAACUCCUGUACCCGGAACCCCCACCACAACUCCAGUGCCUGGAUCCCCCACCACAACUCCAGUACCCGAAACCACCACCACAAUUCCAGUACCUGAAACCACCAUCACAACUCCAGUACCUGGAACCCCUACCACAACUCCAUUACCUGGAUCCCCCACCACAACUCCAGUACCUGGAACCCCCACCACAACUCCAGUACCUGGAACCCCUACCACAACUCCAUUACCUGGAACCCCCACCACAAUUCCAGUACCUGACACCACCACCAGAACUCCAUUGCCUGGAUCCCCCACCACAACUCCAGUGCCUGGAUCCCCCACUACAACUCCAGUACCCGAAACCACCACCACAACUCUAGUACCCGAAACCACCACCACAACUCCUGUACCCGGAACCACCACCACAACUCCAGUACCUGGAACCCCCACCACAACUCCAGUACCUGGAACCCCUACCACAACUCCAUUACCUGGAACCCCCACCACAAUUCCAGUACCUGAAACCCCAAAUCUAGUACCUGAAACCACCACCACAACUCCUGUACCCGGAACCCCCACCACAACUCCAGUGCCUGGAUCCCCCACCACAACUCCAGUACCCGAAACCACCACCACAAUUCCAGUACCUGAAACCACCAUCACAACUCCAGUACCUGGAACCCCUACCACAACUCCAUUACCUGGAUCCCCCACCACAACUCCAGUACCUGGAACCCCCACCACAACUCCAGUACCUGGAACCCCCACCACAACUCCAGUACCUGGAACCCCUACCACAACUCCAGUACCCGAAACCACCACCACAAUUCCAGUACCUGAAACCACCAUCACAACUCCAGUACCUGGAACCCCUACCACAACUCCAUUACCUGGAUCCCCCACCACAACUCCUGUACCCGGAACCCCCACCACAACUCCAGUACCUGGAACCCCUACCACAACUCCAUUACCUGGAACCCCCACCACAAUUCCAGUACCUGAAACCACCAUCACAACUCCAUUACCUGGAACCCCUACCACAACUCCAUUACCUGGAUCCCCCACCACAACUCCAGUACCUGGAACCCCCACCACAACUCCAGUACCUGGAACCCCCACCACAACUCCAGUACCUGGAACCCCUACCACAACUCCAUUACCUGGAACCCCCACCACAAUUCCAGUACCUGAAACCACCACCAGAACUCCAUUGCCUGGAUCCCCCACCACAACUCCAGUGCCUGGAUCCCCCACAACAACUCCAGUACCCAAAACCACCACCACAUCUCUAGUACCUGGAACCCCCACCACAACUCCAUUACCUGGAACCCCUACCCCAACUCCAUUACCUGGAACCCCCACCACAAUUCCAGUACCUGAAACCACCAUCACAACUCCAGUACCUGGAACCCCUACCACAACUCCAUUACCUGGAACCACCACCACAAUUCCAGUACCUGAAACCCCAAUUCCAGUACCUGAAACCACCACUACAACAACUGGCCAAAUAGCUGUCACCACCAUCAAGGAACCUACGCUUUCUCCUAUCACGGCCCCAGAGCUGGUGUGUGGGCGGAGCCUGGUACAGGUGGGUCUAAACAGGGCCCACCUGGAGGCUGCUGGUCUGAACGCUUCCUCUGCUCAUCUGUCUGACGGACGCUGCUCUGCCCACGAGGAUCGUAAUGGCACGGUGUGGUACCAGGUGGAGCGCAGGGAGGGACGCUGUGGAAACAUUCUGGAGGUGAGAACACAUUACCUCAAUGUCUGACUGGAGGUUAUUCAACACUGGAAGAGUUUUGAUUAUAACUGAUCCUUAAUGUUUGUAGGUCUGUGUAUAAGGCCUUAAUGUUAGUAGAUCUGUGUUUAAGACCUUAAUGUUAGUAGGUCUGUGUAUAAGACCUUAAUGUUAGUACGUCUGUGUAUAAGACCUGAGUAUCAAUUGAACUGUGAACACUUCUCUUCUUCUAUUUCAGACUAACACCACCCAUGCUGUCUACUCCAACAGCUUAUUAGUUUAUCCAGUAGAUGGGCGAAUCGACUCUCUCUCCCGACCCGUGAGCUAUCCUCUCUCCUGUGUCUACCCUCUGGAGACAGAGAGCAGCCUGGAUGUGGCCAUCAAACCAUACCUACCGUGAGAAAAUACACCACACAUCAUUCCGCUUUCUUUGUGCAGACCAGCCAUAAUGACAUAACAUUUUUCAUUUGAUCAAGGAUGUAGAAUGACAGGAUAACGUAUUUAAGCUGUGCCUACGCAUUGGUUAGGUCUGCCAGUACACCUGUCAAUCUACCUCCUUGAUUUUAUGUUUGCAAACUUUGAUUUGAUUUGUGGCUUCACCUCUUGACAGACCUGGUAAUGGAGUUGUUAGAGUCGGUGCCAAGGCCAGAGCCUCCAUGUCUCUGUACCUUAACGCCAACUACACAGAGCCUUACCCAGCAGGCAGAGUCACCAUGCCGGUGGGCUCCACCCUGCAUGUGGGCGUGUCUGUAGAGGUGGGCGUGUCUGUAGAGGAGUCCGAGGCAGAGCGUUACGUGGUCGUUCUAGACAACUGCUACGCCACGGAAUCCCCCAGCCCAGAUGACCUCCCGCGGUUCUACUUGAUUCAACACAGGUCUGUGACUCUAUUCAUCAGCUGUUUGCAUGUGCGUUUGUGCUAUGUGUGUGUGUGUGUAGUAGGAGUUGGUAUGUACGUGUAGCUGUAAAUACCUUGAACCCUACACUUUGCGGCUUCUUGGCUCUUCUCCCAGGUGUCCUAGCAAUCGAACCCAGGUGAGGGUGGAGGAGAGCGGCUCGUCCCUCAGGGCUCGCUUCUCUGCUCUGCUGUUCCUCUACCAGGGGGACUACUGGGACGUCUUCCUGCACUGCAGCCUCAGCCUGUGUGACCAGAGGAGCUCCUCCUGCACUCCGGUUAGUCCUCAAAUCCUCCACAGUCUCUCUUGACUCUCUGACUUGGUCUUGGUUUGGUCUCUCUGACUCUGACUUAUUUUUUAAGUUUCUCUGACUUAGUGUUUGGUCUCCUUAGUGUUUGGUCUUUCUGACUUAGUGUUUGAUCUCUCUGACUUAGUGUUUGGUUUCUCUGACUUAGUGUUUGGUCUCUCUGACUUAGUGUUUGGUCUCGCUGACUUAGUGUUUGAUCUCUGACUUAGUGUUUGGUUUCUCUGACUUAGUGUUUGGUCUCUCUGACUUAGUGUUUGGUCUCGCUGACUUAGUGUUUGAUCUCUCUGACUUAGUGUUUGGUCUCUCUGACUUAGUGUUUGGUCUCUCUGACUUAGUGUUUGGUCUCUCUCACUCUACAGGUGUGCCCUGGGGGGAGAUCCCGCUCUGUGUCCAAGUCCGUCCCCCUCAAACCCCACACCAUCGGGCCAAUCACCUGUGAGUUUUUAAUUCAAGUUUAGUUAAUGAGAUAAUAUACCACAUAGGCUUUAGGUCUACAAUAAGUAGCUAACUACUUUCGUUGUGGUGUGUUUUAAGCGACCAGCUGCAGGGUGCCAGCGAACGGUGGCUGUUUUUGAUGAUUCAACAUGUAGAAAAAGUGACGGUUGUUCUGGUGUGUUUCCUCUCUAACUGUCUGAUUCUCUUUGACCCCCAGGGGCCCAGAGUCUGGAUUGAGCCUUGGGAACCCCCCAGCAUGUCUUAUGAAGGAUGGGAUCCCUCCUCCACUACUCCCCUGAUCUCCAUCCAGACAUACAGCCCAGUAUAGCUUUCAAGGUCACAGAAAUACUGUAUUGAUUAUAGUAGUUCAUUUAUGCAAUACAGUGUGAUUUCAUUGUACUGUGUAUGUUGUUUACACAUAGACUUGCAUUGUUUUUGAGGACUGAUCAUUUCCUCAAUCAUUGUGUAAGUGCCAACCAAACCUGAGUUGCUGUGUGUGUAUGCUGUGAUCUGAUGAAGACAAUAAAUAACUCUGCAUGAUGAUGCUCAUUGUCUAAUGAUUGUCUAUUUAACAGGUUGGAAACAUAGAUACAUGUCUAUGUUUAUUGUAAGGCAGGAUAAAUACAUAUUUACAAAAGGCAGAACAAUGAGGGAUUGAGGCAGAACAACGUGUGGCGUAUUUGGUAUAGGAGAAAGUACUAAUAGACCAUAGCAGCUUUUAGGAAAGCUGGCUAAACUUGUUAAAGACAAGUGAAAUUCAAGAUACAUGUUUAGUCAAUGUGCUGGACACUUCCUAGGUUGUCUUACUAAAGCAGUAGGACCAUUAGUCAUAUUGGUAUUAGAAAUAGUGCUGUUUAAGUUCCACUGUAGAAGAACACAAUAAAAUACAUCAGAAUGACCAUGACAGUCUGAGUAGUAGUUAAUGAUGCUCUUUUUAAUGACUCCACAUGGGUAGCGCCUUUUAAUAUUUGUGUGUGCAUGCCUGUGUAUAUACUAUUGUUGUCUCCAGUUACCUAGACAACACGGUUGGUUAUUUUUCACUACAGGAUCUUGUGCCAUCAUCAUCGACUGCCAAACAGAAGAUAAGAAUCCUGAAAACUGUCCUGUUCAUUUACUAUUGUUCGUGAUGUUUGUUUAAGAUUCCUUAUAGGAUACUAUACUCCUGACAACUGUCCUGUGCACACAGUCUAUGGUGUCUUGCUCAUGUUCGUGUCAGCAGUCAGCACUCCAUGUAAUAGGGAAGUUUACUUUGUGCACAUAACUCAUUCCCGUACCCUUUAGGGAAAAUAACAUAUUCAAAUCAUAAUCAAAUACAUAUGUGUCACACUUCCUCCGAAGCUGCCUCCCCUCCUUGUUCGGGCAGGCUUCGGCGUUCGUUGUCACCGGCCUUCUAGCCACUGCCGCUCCAUAUCUCAUCAUUCCAUUUGUCUUGUCUUGUCAUUACACACACCUGGUUCAUAGCCCCUCAUUAGUACAUGUAUAAGUGUUCCCUCUGCCCCCUUGUCCUUGUGGGUGAUUGUUUCAUGUGAGAUGAGUGUAGCUCGGUGGAGCUAUCUGUACGUUGUAUUGCCAGGGUAUAUUUUCCCCGUGUGCCUGUAUUUGUUCCAGUGCGACUGUUGACGCUAUCCAGCGUAACUGUGUACGACGGAAUAAACUCUGUAUUCUGUGAUUUACCCUCCUGCGCCUGACUCCUUCAAAUCACACUCUCACAAUGUGUCUGAUUUACAAUUGUAAAUUUAGUCAAAGCUUUACAGUUCAGCUUCUGCAUUUUAGAAAAUAUUUUACUUUGCUAUUAUGUUCUGCAAUGGACUGAAAUUACUUGGUAGAACGUCUAUUUGAUUUAAAGUCACAUGUAUAUACACUCUUAGAAAAAAGGGUUCCGAAAGGGUUGUUCGGCUGUCCCCAUAGGAUAACCCUUUUUGCUUCCAGGUAGAACUAUUUUUGCUUCCAUGUAGAACCUUCUGGGGAAAGGGUUCUACAUGGAACCCAAUAGGGUUCUACAUAGAAACAAAAGGGUUAUACCUGGAACCAAAAAGGGAUCUUCAAAGGGUUCCACUGUGGAGACAGCCAAAGAAUCCUUUUAGGUUCUAGAUAGCACAAUUUUUUUAAAGAGUGUAGACAUGGCUGUUUACAAAAGGUUGGAUAAAAGGCUGCAGUAAAGGGGACUGUGUCCUUUGCCAUGACCACAUGUACACUCAUCCUACAUCCUAUUUAAAAGGCUAUUUUCGCCUUAAAAAUAAAAGUAUAUUUUUGAAAGUGAUGUAAAUGGAUACAAUUAGUGGAAUCAUGCCAUAUUCAUAAUGCUGAACAAGGUUGGAAUGUUGUAAUAUAAAUUCAACAAAUAACAAGAGGGGCUUUUAUUUUGAAGGCGAACCGCAAAUUCCACUAUUGUGGCUAAUUCUUAUUGUGGCUACCUUCAUUGACCAAAUGCGAACACUGGCUUAUAAAUUAGUCAUAUUUUAGAUUAUGACACCUAGCUAGAUAGUUAGCUAGCAAACUAUAGCGACAGAAACAGAUGAUGUUGUUUUGCUAUGUUUUUGGGGAAGAACAUUGUUUGCGUGCAUCAACAGUUCCAGAGCUUGAAGAAGUGUGUCUGCCUCGUGCGGCAGCGGCAGGUGCGCGAGACAAAACAUUACCAGCAUCAUAGCAUACCUAUCGGUGAAUCGCUGUGACAUAUGAAAUACGAGUGAUAGUGUAAUCAAUGUGUAAUAACUACGUAAAAAAGUUAUAAACGUGUUCAAAUAUUAUGUGACGUACACUCAUAUCCAGGUCCUGAUUGGUCAACAAGCUUAUUUGAUGCGUCAAAUAGUGUUAUUUGUGGUGUAUCUUUUUUUUACAAGCAAAGACUCAAAUGGCGUUCCAUACUAUUUAGGUAUGCAAUAAUAUUUAUAUACUAUACACCAUUAUGACAACCUUGGCACUCAGAGGAUCUAAAGUAUUUUAUCUAUGAUGACAGAAAAGCAAGUCUGAUGACUGUUUGACAAUGGGAAGAUGGGGGUGUAAACACAACUCAAUGGUGAGAGGUGCCAUAUUGUUCCUAAGGCAAAACCAUUUAGAUGAACAUUUUAAUAGUACAUCUUACAACAACAAAAAUAGGCCUAUUUCUUGCCUUGUUUAAGCAAUAGCCUUUUGAAGCAAAGAAGAACUUACUGUGAGGAAGUCAUUUCCCUCCAGGUUGAGGAGAAUGCAAGCUCAUUGGAGAGGUUACAUCUGCCCAAUUGCAUCACUCACAUCCUUGCCACCUUUUACAGGAGAAACCUAAUCUAAAGAAAUGAGACAAUUAUUUGUAAUGACGUCACAUCAAAAGAGUGUCCUCAGACAAGGAUGUUUCUCCACAAGCUUGGUCCAUGUGUGUAAGCAACUGUUUGGCUAGUCCAAACAAUAGGUGUGCCCUACCCCCACAGAUGUAGGCUCUGGCUUUCUGCAGUGCUGAAUGCUGAGUUGGGCUUGUGGAUUCUUUCAUUCAAGAUUUCUGUGGUAAUGAAAAAGCACGAAAUAAUGUGAAAUUUACUAGAACUAAACAACAUGCAAAUGUGUGGUUUGAGACAGGGAGAUGACAUGGGGCCUGUCCCCUCAGUUUCAAUGACACAGCUAUACUCAAAGUUACCAAUCCAUGAAUCCAACAAAAUAAUUUCCCAAGUUUGAGGCAAAUGUUAUAAGAGAACAGUGAAAACAAAAUGAUAAAUUAGACAUUUAAGCAAACAAAGAUGAAUAUUUUAGCAAUAUAUUUAAUGGUCUAUCAUGCUGAAAAUGGAAUUUGAUUAACCUACCUUAAAGUAGCACCCACUGAAAAUCACAAUUGCUGUUGUCUUCUCUCUGCCUUGAAUCAGCUGAGAGAGAUUCUCAGACUAGUGGUCUGCUGCACUCACCCACUUUCAGCCACAAAUAAUCUAAUUUAAACGUCAAUACUAUACCUUUGCUUGUCAUUCACACCUAAUGGCACCACACCAGAGAUGUAACUCUGAUCUACUUCCCUUCAGACCUGUGUGCCCCUUGUAAUAGAGUACUGCAAAAAUAACUACACUACUGUAGUUAACUUGAUAUUUCCCUUCCAUUAACUUUAUACUUGGCAGUUUAUCAGUUCGACCUGUCCUCAAGGGCCCUCACAGUGUUCUACAGGAGCACCAUCGAGAGCAUACUAUUGGGCUGCAUCACAUCCUGGUGCGGCAACUCCACCGCCGCUGGCUGACCGCAAGGCACUACAGAGGGUGGUACUCAGCCGAACAUACCGUUGGUGCACACUGCCUACUCUCCAGGACACCUACAACACCAGGUGUCGCAGGAAGACCAAGACGAUCAUCAGGGACCUCGGCCACCCGAGCCACGGCCUGUUCUCCCCGCUUCCAUCACUCAGAUGCAGCCCCGACCCCCCCCCCCCCCCCCCCCCCCCCCCCCACACAUUCUCAUCCCUCAGAUCAGCUCAGCAGUCAAUGAUUAGAUUCGAUUAGAUUAGUCACAUGCACAGGGUCACAUAUGUAAUGAGAAUGGAUGAGAAUGGGAAAAACAGGUGUGUCUCGGGUGGUGGCAGGUGUGGCAAGGUGUUAAGAUGUUUGCUCUUAUUUGAAUUUCAAAUAUUGAUUUUACCAUUUGAAACACUCAUUUCCUCCUUCGGCAUAUGUAUAUAAAUCAAGCAGGUAUGGUACCUUCUACCACAAACAAAGGCACACUCCAGACUGGUAAGAUUGACUCUAUUGUUUCUAAGAUUGUGUUUUGCGACGUCCAUCAGAAAAGCUGCAAAGACUUAUCCGUCAACUACUUGAAAACAGAGAACAGCGUUUCUGCCACCUCUGCGUUAGACAUGCAUUUCAUGAGUUUUGGUUUGAAGGCACCCCAAUAGGAAAUCUCUCCUGAUUGACUGGGCCAGUUAUUUGGGGAAGAUUUGACUGUUAAUAGUGAAUGAAUAGCUAAAUCAAACCCCUCUCUCCCCUUACAAUGUUGCACCACAGGUGUCCGUGGUAACCAAAAUCAUCACAAACAGGUACGUUUGAUAAUUUCUUCAGUAUUACAGUACUACAGCAUGAAUGUCUGUAUCUGUAUCUGUAUUUGGUUAAUGCUGUAUCUGUAUUUGGUUAAUGCUGUAUUGUAUCUGUAUUUGGUUAAUGCUGUAUUGUAUCUGUAUUUGGUUAAUGCUGUAUUGUAUCUGUAUUUGGUUAAUGCUGUAUUGUAUCUGUAUUUGGUUAAUGCUGUAUUGUAUCUGUAUUUGGUUAAUGCUGUAUUGUAUCUGUAUUUGGUUAAUGCUGUAUUGUAUCUGUAUUUGGUUAAUGCUGUAUUGUAUCUGUAGAGAUAUCUCAGAGAACAAAGAACAACCAAUCAGUCACAUCGAAGGCCACUGAAAUCAGUUCCAAAAGGUAAGUGCUCUCUCUCAACUAGAAGAAUCUUGCCACUUUUGAUAUAAUGUAGUUUUAUGUUGCGUAACGUAUUGUAAUGACUUUGGUGAUGAUGAUGCUACUUUCUCUACCUGACUAUGUUUUAACAGACCUUUGACAACCUUUGAGUGUGUUGCUGUUAAUCACAUUUUUGGUAUAUUCAUCAAUAUUGUUUCAGAUAUGUUUCCACUGCCCUCUUCACUUCACUUUGCUCCUCAAUGCAUUCACAAUUUUACAAUUCUUGGUAUUAUUUUUUUUCAGUCGUGUGUCUGAUCUGAAGAGAAUCUGAACAGAAUGAUGUCAUUGGGUGUUCUGCUGGUGCUCCUGUUAUUUAAGCAUGUUACUGCAGACAUCUCAGGUAAAGGGUUGAUUGGCUUUUUACCGUUUAGGUAAAGGAAUGAGAGAAUAUUGCUGCUCCCCAGUGCUUUAUUCCUGCACCCAAAAUAGCAAUGUUCAGUGUGCGGAUCUCUCAUUUCUUAUCUCAGUGUAUUAUUUAUUUUAGCCCAGCACCCUCAUUCUCAAGUUCAGGAUGUAGAUAUCACCCUUGUUGUCAAAUUCAGGAUGUAGAUAUCACCCUCGUUGUCAAGUUCAGGAUGUAGAUAUCACCCUCAUUCUCAAGUUCAGGAUGUAGAUAUCACCCUCAUUCUCAAGUUCAGGAUGUAGAUAUCACCCUCGUUCACUACAGCCUCGCAGCGAUGUAGAUAUCACGGCUCGUUCUCAAGUUCAGGAUGUAGAUAUUCCACCUCAUUCUCAAGGUCAGGAUGUAGAUAUCACCCUCAUUCUCAGUUCAGAUGGUGUGUAGUACUCACCCCUCGUUCUCAAAGUUAAGGAUGUAGAUAUCACGCUCGUUCUCAAGUUUAGGAUGUAGAUAUACCCUCAUUCUCAAGUUAAGUAUGGAGAUAUCACCCUUGUUUCAAGUUCCGGAGUAGAUAUCACCCUCAUAUCAAGUUCAGGAUGAGAUAUCACCCUAAUUCUCAAGGUUAAGGAUGUAGAUAUCACCUCUUCUAGGAAGUUGGAUGUGAGAUAUCACCCUCAUAUCACGUUCCGGAUGUAGAUAUCACCCUCAUUCUCAAGUUAAGGAUGUGUAGAUAUCACCCUCGUUCUUCAAGUUCAGGAUGUAGAUAUACCUCAUUCUCAAGUUCAGGAUGUAGAUAUCACCCUCAUUCUCAAGUUCAGGAUGUAGAUAUCACCCUCAUUCUCAAGUUCAGGAUGUAGAUAUCACCCUCAUUCUCAAGUUCAGGAUGUAGAUAUCACCCUAAUUCUCAAGUUCAGGAUGUAGAUAUCACCCUCAUUCUCAAGUUCCGGAUGUAGAUAUCACCCUCAUUCUCAAGUUCCGGAUGUAGAUAUCACCCUCAUUCUCAAGUUCAGGAUGUAGAUAUCACCCUCGUUCUCAAGUUCAGGAUGUAGAUAUCACCCUCAUUCUCAAGUUCAGGAUGUAGAUAUCACCCUAGUUCUCAAGUUCAGGAUGUAGAUAUCACCCUCGUUCUCAAGUUCAGGAUGUAGACAUCACCCUCAUUCUCUUUAUUGCCAGUGUUUCAAUUCUGGAGAGCGAGCCAUUGGGAUGCAUCCCAACUGGCUUCCUAAUCCCUAUAUAGUGCAUUACCUUUAACCAUAGCCCAGGGAUAUCAUACGUUUUUAUGGGGGGGGGUUGUUUUCGCAGGUGUGGUUGUUGCCAAUUCUAUCCGGUUUAGCUGUGGGGGCACACAGUGUCCAGUGGGACAGGACUGUAUCAGUGUCAGUGGAAUACUUCGCUGUGCAGACCCAUGCCAGACCUACACCGAACUGAAAGACGACUGGCGCGCCACAAACUACAACAGCCAGGUUAAUGGGGGCUUACACUGCGACCAGAGCAUGAACUUUCAGGGCUGGUAUCGCCUGUUCUUGGGGAACACCGGUGUUCAGAUGCCAGAGAGGUGUGUGGAUAUGAACAUGUGUGGAACCCACGCCCCCAUGUGGCUCACUGAUCCCCAUCCCCAGCUGUCAGACGGAGUGGUUCAGAGAGGUGUCUGUGGGAACUGGGGAAGUGGCUGCUGCUCAUUUAAACAAGGUCCCAUCCAUGUCAAAGCCUGCUAUGGAAACUACUAUGUCUACAAGUUUGUCCCUGCAGUAAGCUGCCACUUGGCCUACUGUGCCGGUAUGUACCAUCAUAAUGUGCUUUUUACUGAUUCUUAAAGACAUUAAGAAUGUUCCAAAGUGUCCAAUUCACUCUCUGAACCCAGAACCAAGUGUCUGCAUUUAUAUUAACAGUAUUUAAAGACAUACUUUAGACACCACACAACGGUUGCGUAAACAUUUUUGUGGAACUCAUCUGUGGUAUCACAACCGUAGUGACAAAUACAUUGUACAUCAGCUGUAUAACCUGCGUGUGUACUAGACACAGAAAAUCCAUGAAUCCCCCUUCCCCUCUGCUGUUCCAGACGUCAACACCAAGGUGUGUUCUACCUGUAGAAACGAUGAGACCUGUAUGAGUGACAACAAGAUCAACUGGAGGUGUGUGAGGAAAGGUGAGUGUUAAGAAAAACACAUCUUACUUUUCAGUGAUUGAUUGACUUAUUGGGAAAAAGAUGCACUGAGUAAAACCCAGGGGUUAAAUCGAUUUACAACAUUUUCCAACUUCUCAUGGAAUACAUUCAACACUGAGAAAACAACACAGCACAUAGUAAAUCAAUAACUACAAAGAAUAGAUACAGGAAUAUGAAAAUUCAACCUAUUCUGAUCCCAUCAUUCAUGGACUCUAUCAUACAUGAAUAAACCUAUUAUCAUUAUCAAUACAACUAUAACAGCUAAGAUGUGGCUGACAGUCAUUUUGUAUUCACUAUUUGCUCUUGGCACCUGGCUGAUAGUCAUUUUGUGUUCACUAUUUGCUCUUGGCACCUGGCUGAUAGUCAUUUUGUGUUCACUAUUUGCUCUUGGCACCUGGCUGACAGUCAUUUUGUAUUCACUAUUUGCUCUUGGCACCUGGCUGAUAGUCAUUUUGUGUUCACUAUUUGCUCUUGGCACCUGGCUGAUAGUCAUUUUGUGUUCACUAUUUGCUCUUGGCACCUGGCUGAUAGUCAUUUUGUGUUCACUAUUUGCUCUUGGCACCUGGCUGAUAGUCAUUUUGUAUUCUCUUGUUUUUCUCUAUUCCUCUCUUUCAUUCUUUCUCUACUGCCCCUCUCUAUCAACCUUUUAAAACAGCCCCUACACCCACAACUACAACAACUCGGAUAACCACCACCAAUCCUCCUAUCAUGGCUCCAGUGGUAGUGUGUGGGCGGAGCCUGGUACAGGUGGGUCUCAACAAGGCUAACCUGAAGGCCGCUGGUCUGAACGCUUCCACAGCUCACCUGGCCGACCCUAGGUGCUCCGCCACGAGGAUCAUAACGGAACGGUGUUGGUACCAGGUGGAGCGCAGGGAGGGACGCUGUGGAAACAUUCUGGAGGUGAGAACACAUUACCUCAAUGUCUGACUGGAGGUUAUUCAACACUGGAAGAGUUUUGUUUAUAACUGAUCCUUAAUGUUAGUAGGUCUGUGUAUAAGACCUUAAUGUUAGUAGGUCUGUGUAUAAGACCUUAAUGUUAGUAGUAGUGUAUAAGACCUUAAUGUUAGUAGGUCUGUGUAUAAGGACCUUAAUGUUAGUAGGUCUGUGUAUAAGACCUUAAUGUUAGUAGGUCUGUGUAUAAGACCUUAAUGUUAGUAGGUCUGUGUAUAAGACCUUAAUAUUAGUAGGUCUGUGUAUAAGACCUUAAUGUUAGUAGGUCUGUGUAUAAGACCUUAAUGUUAGUAGGUCUGUGUAUAAGACCUUAAUGUUAGUAGGUCUGUGUAAGACUUAAUGUUAGUAGGUCUGUGUAUAAGACCUUAAUGUUAGUAGGUCUGUGUAUAAGACCUUAAUGUUAGUAGGUCUGUGUAUAAGACCUUAAUGUUAGUACGUCUGUGUAUAAGGCCUUAAUGUUAGUAGGUCUGUGUAUAAGACCUUAAUGUUAGUAGGUCUGUGUAUAAGACCUUAAUGUUAGUAGGUCUGUGUAUAAGACCUUAAUGUUAGUAGGUCUGUGUAUAAGACCUUAAUGUUAGUAGGUCUGUGUAUAAGACCUUAAUGUUAGUAGGUCUGUGUAUAAGACCUUAAUGUUAGUAGGUCUGUGUAUAAGACCUUAAUGUUAGUAGGUCUGUGUAUAAGACCUUAAUGUUAGUAGGUCUGUGUAUAAGACCUGAGUAUCAAUUGAACUGUGAACACUUCUCUUCUUCUAUUUCAGACUAACACCACCCAUGCUGUCUACUCCAACAGCUUAUUCGUUUAUCCAGUAGAUGGGAGAAACAAAUCCCAACCCGUGAGCUAUCCUCUCUCCUGUGUCUAUCCUCUGGAGACAGAGAGCAGCCUGGAUGUGGCCAUCAGACCCUACCUACCGUGAGAAAAUACACAGAACGUUUAUUACUUUUAUUCUGUUUUCUUUGUGCAGAACAGACCAGUCAUUAUGACAUCAAACUCUUUUUAAUAAUUGUGUCUUCUGGUGUUUUCCAAUUGAAGAUAUUGUUAUACAUGAAACACCUACAUUAAGUCUUCAUAUGUAAUAACUGUUAGGAAUAACUUUUUUUUUUUUUUAUAACUUUGAUAUCUGUACUUAUAAAGCUGUCUAAUAUCUGAUGUCUUUUGGCUUCAUGUUCACCCCUUGAUAGAAAUGAUCAUGGAGUUGUUGGAGUCGGUGCCAAGGCCAGAGCCUCCAUGUUUCUGUAUCGUUUAUCCAACUACACAGAGCCUUACCCAGCUGGUGAAGUCCUCCUGCCGAUUGGUUCCACACUGCACGUGGGCGUGUCCGUAGAGGAGUCUGGGAUGGAACGUUUUGUUGUUGUUCUGGAGGACUGCUACGCCACCCAAUCCCCCAACCCGGAUAACCUCCCGCGGACCUACAUGAUUCAGGACAGGUCCAUGACUCUAUUCAUCAGCUGUUUUGCAUAUCUAUGUGUGGUUGUUUUAUGUGUGUGUGAAGUAUGGUAUGUUUGUUGCUGUGUAAGGUCAGUGUAGCCGUGCAUACCUUGAACCCUAACCUUUGCUGUUUCUUGGCUCUUCUCCCAGGUGUUCUAGAAAUCGUACCCAGGUGACCGUGGAGGAAAGUGGCUCGUCCCUCAGGGCUCGCUUCUCUGCUGUGUUGCAGGUGGACUACCGUUACGUCUUCCUGCACUGCAGCCUCAGCCUGUGUGACCAGAGGAGCUCCUCCUGCACUCCGGUGAGUCCUCAACUCCUCCACGUUCUCUCUGACUCUUUGACUUAGUGUUUGUCUCUCAAACGCAGUGUUUGGUCUCUCUGACUUAAUGGUUGGUUUCUCUGACUUAGUGUUUGGUCUCACCGACUUAGUGUUUGGUCUCACCGACUUAGUGUUUGGUCUCACCGACUUAGUGUUUGGUCUCACCGACUUAGUGUUUGGUCUCUCCAACUGAGUUUUUGGUCUCUAUCUCUCUCUACAGGUGUGCUCCGGAAGGAAAUCUCGCUCUGUGUCCGAUUCUGUCCUCCUCAAGCCCCUAGCCAUCGGGCCAAUCAGCUGUGAGUAUUUUAUUCAAGUUUAGUUCAUAAGCUAAUAUACCACAUAGGAUUUAGGCAAUAAGUAGCUGACUGCUGUCGCCAAGCUGUGUUUUAAUGACCACCUGCUGGGUGCCAGCGAACGGUGGCAGUUUUCACAGAUUCAACAUGUAGAUUAUUUGGGAAAUGAUCAGGAAAAGAAUGGCCUGGUCAGAGGAACUGUCGUUCUGGUGUGUUUCCUCUCUAACUGUCUGAUUCUCUUUGACCCCCAGGGGCCUAGAGUCUAGAGUGAGCCUUGGGAACCCCCCAGCAUGUCAUAUGAAGGAUGGGGUCCCUCCUCCACUACUCCCCUGAUCUCAGACCUACAGCCAAGUAUAACUUUCAAGGGCACAGAAAUACUUGUUUUGAUUAUAGUAAUUCAUUUAUGCACUACAGUGUGAUUUCAUUGUACUGUAUAUGUUGUUUACACAUAGACUUGUAUUGUUUUUGAGGACUGAUCAUUUCCUCAAAUCAUUGUGUAAGUGCCAACCAAACCUGAGUUGCUGUGUGUGUAUGCUGUGAUUUGAUUAUGACAAUAAAUAACUGAUGAUGAAACACAUUGUCUAAUGAUUGUCUAUUUAACAGGUUGUAAACAUAGAUACAUGUCUAUGUUUAUUGUAAGGCAGGAUAAAUACAUAUUUACAAAAGGCAGAACAAUGAGGGAUUGAGGCAGAACAACGUGUGGCUUAUUUGGUAUAGGAGAAAGUACUAAAAGACCAUAGCAGCUUUUAGGAAAGCUGGCUAAACUUGUUAAAGACAAGUGACAUUCAAGAUACAUGUUUAGUCAAUGUGCUGGACACUUCCAAGGUUGUCUUACUAAAGCAGUGGGACCAUUAGUCAUAUUGGUGUUAGAAAUAGUGAUGUUUAAGUUCCACUGUAGAAGAACACAAUAAAAUACAUCAGAAUGACCAUGACAGUCUGAGUAGUAGUUUAUGAUUCUCCUUUCUUAUGGCUCCAUUGUUACUGUUGGUUGAGGACCUUCCACUUCUCUCCAUUGUUACUGUUGGUUGAGGACCUUCCACUUCUCUCCAUUGUUACUGUUGGUUGAGGACCUUCCACUUCUCUCCAUUGUUACUGUUGGUUGAGGACCUUCCACUUCUCUCCAUUGUUACUGCUGGUUGAGGACCUUCCACUUCUCUCCAUUGUUACUGUUGGUUGAGGACCUUCCACUUCUCUCCAUUGUUACUGUUGGUUGAGGACCUUCCACUUCUCUCCAUUGUUACUGUUGGUUGAGGACCUUCCACUUCUCUCCAUUGCUACAGUAAACUCAACGUGGGUGGUUCCUUCAGGCCCCUGUACUGUGGCCGGGAUUCAGUCCAGAGCAACAUUAUAAUAGACUUUAAAAGGUAGCUGCUCUAUAACACGCCCUGGAUUGAAUCCAGGCCUGUGUGUGUGUGUGUGUGUGUGUGUGUUUGUGUGUGUCCUAUUCCCUAACUCAGAACAUCAUGUCCAUAACCCAGUUGUGAAUGUAUUUAAUCUGACGGCUAAGAUUAACCAGUAGGCUAUGUUUGAUUAGGUUUUUGAGAAUGGAACAGCAGAUUGUUUGAACAGCAUAAGAUAAGGGUUGCUUGCGUAACUGACUGAUGACAAUUACACACGUUUAUAGACACUGUGUGUGUGUGUGAGAGAGAGAGAGAUAGAGAGAGAGUGUGUGUGAAUGGAUUGUGAGCACAACUUUUGCUGCAGGAAUUUUAGAAUGGAAGAUUAUCAUGGGAAGAUAUUGGGUUCUCCGUUAAAAUGUAACUUGUUAUCAGUGACAGCGUCUGUCCAGGGGGUGUACUGGUACAUCAAGCUGCCUCAUUCUACAGAAACAGGAGAUAGACUAGUGUCCUGUCCAGGGGGUGUACUGGUACAUCAAGCUGCCUCAUUCUACAGAAACAGGAGAUAGACUAGUGUCCUGUCCAGGGGGGUGUACUGGUACAUCAAGCUGCCUCACCCUACAGAAACAGGAGAUAGACUAGUGUCCUCUCCAGGGGGUGUACUGGUACAUCAAGUUGCCUCACACCACUCAUUGUUUCUCAAUCCUGGUCCUGGGGAACCAAAGGGGUGCACAUUGUUGUGUUUACCCUAGCACUCACACACUUUAUUCCACUAAUCAACAUCAUCAUCAUCAUCAUCAAGCAUUUGAUUUGAAUCAGGUGUGUUAGUACAGGAACGAAACCAAACAUGUGCCCCUCUUUGGAUCCCUAGGACCAGGAUUGGGAAACACUGGGCUACAGAAAGAGGAGAUAAACUCGGUUCCCAAGUGGCAAAGUCAAAAUUGGCUUUUUGGUCUUAAUUUAAAGUUACGGUUAGGCAUAAAGUAAGCAUUGUGGUUAAGGUUAGGGUUAAGGUUAGGUUUAAAUCAGAUUAUAGGAAGAUAAAUUGUAGAAAUAGGCGGGGCUUCUGACUUUACCACUUGCCCACAUAGUAACGACCGAUAGGCUCCUGCCCAAUGGGCCCUUCUGGCUCCGACCUAUGACCUAUUAUCAUUACUUAUUAUCAAUGACAGACCAACAUAACACCAUCUCUGAGUGAUGAGCUCAUGAGUUCAGCUCCGUACAGUUAAUAAAGGGGCAUUACACUUUAAACUAAAAGUUUGUCAGACGUUUUCAGUUUUCAGACUUCAAAACUAAUUUCAAGAUGUAAAAAAAACACAAAAAAACAUAAUGCGACAUCGGUUGUGUAGAUUCAGCUAUAUGCCUCAACCCCAAGUGAAUGGAAAAGAUAAGCACUGUAGAAAACCUUAGAGGCAUAUGGCAUGAUCUACACAACCGAUGUUGUGGGUUUCAUCUUCACAUUAGUCUACUUUUGAGGUCUGAAGGUCUUUCAUUUAUGAGUGAAUGUCCCUUUAAAGCAGUGUUUCCCAAUCCUGGUCCUGGGGACCCAAAGAGGGACCAUUUUGUUUUUGCCCAUGUACUAACACACCUGAUUGCCCAUGUACUAACACCCCCCACUUUUGGGAUUGGGAAACACUGCUUUAAACAAUAAGCUUUAUUCAGUUCUUCAAUGUUUCAAUGUCAUCACCAUGGGCACAUUGGCACAAGGCUAACUGGCAUAGAUUAUAUUUCUAAUAGUUAUCAGUUGGUUUGUUCCAUUCGCCAGGAAUUCCUUUUCCUAACAAUUAAUUAGUAACUCCGUUAAAAACAAUAUCCCUUUACUGUAGUCACAUGAUGCGCCCCACCACCCCCUCCUCCCCUGAAAAACGAGUGAAUAUAUCCUCUAUCUCUAAAGUCAAAUCCAUCAUACGCUGAUUGGUAAGUGAGCGAUGCCUUAUUCCAUAGUUUCAACUAUAACUUAUUCAUUUUGUAUGAAAAUACUUAACAUUGUAUUCUUAGAUUUUGCCACAGUUGAAGUGGAGAGGGAAUUCAGGAACUCUUGGAGGGCAGUGGAAGUUGAUCAUUUGUUCUUUUUAAACGCUUCUUCAUUGAUAAACCUAAUGCGUUUAGCUUUUAUCAUGUUUUGAUCCUGAUGAAGACUAAUAGGCCGAAACACAUUAGUUUUAUGAUUAAAUAAGUAUUUUCUUUAUUUUUAGGUAUCAACUUCCACUGCCCUCCUCUAUACUUCAGUCUUCUCCUCAAUUCAUUCACCUUGGUUGCAGAGCAAGGUAGCGGAAGUGCUCCCUUUGGCUAUAAUUGUACCAAAUGUAUAUAUAUAUAUUAUUUGUUUCAUUUUUUAUUUUUCAGUCCUGUGUCUGAUCUGAAGAGAAUCUGAACAGAAUGAUGUCAUUGGGUGUUCUGCUGGUGCUCCUGAUCUUUAAGCAUGUUACUGCAGACAGCUCAGGUAA